AUGAUCUCCCACGCCAUCGACGGCACCGAGAACAACUUCUACGCCGUGCCCUUCGGCCUGACGCGGGAUGACGAUCCCAUCACCUAUGACGUGUUGCGGGGUGCGCCGGGGGUCACUUCCCCCGACGAGACGCUGGAAAACGUGCCGGUUCACGUGGACAGCCAGGAACCCAACUACCUGGAAAACCCGGUCCGCAACAUGCGGAUGAUCCUGUCGCGGCGCGGCCUUUUGCAGCGCAAGGGCGCGGCGGGAAUCAUUUCGAAGAUCACCGGUGGCCGGUUGAACGAUUCCGUGCACGUGCCCAUGGAAAACACGGACCGGGUGUUCUGGCAGGAGGUGAUGCGGCAGAACACCGUGAUACCGCCGCUGCGCGGCUGA
Molecule: messenger RNA, 378 nt
Organism: Geodia barretti
Lineage: Eukaryota; Metazoa; Porifera; Demospongiae; Tetractinellida; Geodiidae
Source: the annotation of a GenBank genome assembly